GCUCGCGUCCUGUCGAAACGCCGAUGACAGAAAACAUGUGACCGACUAGGAAGUAAAGUAAAAUGGAAAAAUAAGACAUUUUUAAGCAGUUAGCCGAGCUUAAAGUAAAUAACAACAUUCCUGAAGUCAUUAUGGCAUCUAUUAUCAAAGAAACCCAGAGCAUUAGAGAAGCAGUGACGCAUAUCAACGCGAUCGACCUCAACAAGUUUUCGCGACUGCUGUCCAGGAUUCUUCAGAAGCUUCACCUGAAGGCGGAGCGCUCCUUCAGCGAGGAAGAGGAGGAGAAGUUGCAGGGGGCGCUGUCGUUGGACAAGCAGGCUCUCAGUCUGGUGCUGGAGACGGUCUCCUUCAUCUUGGAGCAGGCUGUCUACCACAAUGUGAAACCCGCGUCCCUCAAACAGCAGCUGGAGAGCGUCCACCUCGACCCCGACAAGGUCGACGCCCUGUCUCAGGCCUGGGCCUCCACGGCCUCGGACACCGUGGAGAAGUUCAGGCAGAGGAUAUUCGCCCCGAAAAAGCUGGAGCACGUGGGCUGGCAGCUCAACCUGCAGAUGGCUCAGUCCACCCAGGCCAAACUCAAGUCCCCUCACGCCGUGUUGGAGCUGGGGGUCGCCGGCGAGGAAGACCAGAACGCCGAGAAGCUUUUUGUGGAGUUCAGCCACCAGGAACUGCUGGAAUUCUACAGCAAGCUAGAGACCAUUCAGGAGCAGUUGGACUCCCUCACUUGACGGCGGAAAAGAGGUCCUCAUUCUCGCUGGUGCGACGGGGCCAGCGAAGAACUGUCCACAAAAUGCCUCACCUGGCUUAAUGGCAGCGAUGCUUAGCAACAUUUAGCCGUCAAGUAUUGUAUAUACAGUUUCAAAGUCUAUUUUGCCAUUGUCUUGUCUUUUCUGCGAAAGUGGUGCCAUUGCUGUCAUUCACCGUAUAGAAAGUACAGACAGCAAAAUGUCACUCUCUUUAGGCGAAAUGGUGCGUGUGACAGCUGUGUCAUUAUUUCUCUGAAUUAAACUUUUGUUGUUGUUUGUAAA
Molecule: messenger RNA, 1028 nt
Organism: Conger conger (European conger)
Lineage: Eukaryota; Metazoa; Chordata; Actinopteri; Anguilliformes; Congridae
Gene: commd10
Product: COMM domain containing 10
Exons: 7
Coding region: 132-728 (198 amino acids)
Source: RefSeq, a predicted model, not a curated record